Sesamum indicum (sesame) is the source of this 1105-nucleotide messenger RNA. The record is from RefSeq and is a predicted model, not a curated record. NCBI's taxonomy places the organism in Eukaryota, Viridiplantae, Streptophyta, Magnoliopsida, Lamiales, Pedaliaceae.
AUUACACAUCCAUUUACUUGAUUUGGAUAAUUGUUGUGUAUUUAUCGAUUUACAUGUGUUUGCAAGUUGCAAAGAGAUCUCAGAGUUACAGUCGUCUUCUCGUCUACGCUGUGGUUGUUCAAUAUUUGCUUCUUCGUGUAAUUAUAUCUCAUGAGUUGUAAUUUUUGACUUUCCAGGAAGAAGCUAAAUAUGGAUGAAAUUCAUGAUAUUCACGGGUUAAGAUUGAUAGUUGAAACUGAAGAAGAUUGCUAUAAAGCUUUAAGAGUCGUGCAGCAGCUAUGGCAUGAAAUACCUGGGAGGUUCAAGGACUACAUAGUUUAUCCGAAGUGUAAUGGGUACCAGUCCCUACAUACAGUAGUCAUAUCUGAGAGUAUGGUUCCUGUAGAAGUUCAGAUCCGAACAAAAAAGAUGCAUCUGCAAGCUGAGUAUGGAUUUGCUGCCCACUGGAGAUACAAAGAAGGUGACUGUAAAUACUCUUCCUUUGUCCUUCAGAUGGUUGAAUGGGCGCGAUGGGUCAUUACCUGGCAGUGCGAGGCCAUGAGCAAAGACAGGUCAUCUGUUGAUCUUUUUGACUCCACAAAGCUACCUUGCAUGUUCCCUACCCAUUCGAAAGAUUGCACAUUUUCAUGCAAACCUCAAUGUGGCUCUGAUGGACCUGUCUUCGUCAUCAUGAUUGAGAAUGAUAAGAUGUCAGUUCAGGAGUUACCUGCAAACUCAUCUGUGAUGGAUCUGUUGGAAACUACGGGUCGAGGCAGUUCUCGGUGGACUUCUUAUGGGCUUCCGGUGAAGGCAGACCUUAGGCCACGGCUAAACCAUGAGCCUGUCAGUGAUCCAACAUGUAAACUGAAAAUGGGGGAUGUGGUGGAACUGACUCCAACAAUACCAGAUAAGUCAUUGACUGUGUAUCGGGAAGAAAUCCAGCGGAUGUAUGACCAGGGUCGCAGCAUAUCAAGUGCUGUGCCUAGCUAUAGAAGUUGACCUUAGUUGAACUCAUUCUUUCGUAGUGUACCAUUCAAUUGAAAAGAAGAAAAAGGAACCAGUCAUUCUUGUACGUAAACUGAUUUUCAUGGUUCUGCAAUGAAAUGAAAUGCCAAUCUAAUUGCAA